AUGGCCCCGAUCCAUGGACUGAAACGUGUGAUGUUGACUGCCCUGUUCCUACAGUGUGGUGUGGCAGUUGGCGAAGAAACACUAGUACCACGAGCAUCCCAGUCGCCAUCAACCUCGAGCACGUCCAUGUCAACUUUCGCGACAACUUGCAACGGUCGCCCGGAGUACUGCACGCGACCUUAUUCAAACAUCACAUUUGUAGGCGCCCAUGAUUCACCCUUUGUCGGGCAUCUACCCCAGCAGAAUCAGAACAUCGAUAUAGAAGCACAACUCGACAUGGGGAUCCGGUAUCUGCAGGCACAAACACACCAUUCGGUCUUAAACAAUAAGACAAUAGAGCUGUGCCAUACAUCAUGUUUCCUCGAGGAUGCAGGGCCUCUCAAGUCGUUCUUGGGAACCAUCAAAAACUGGCUCGACUCGAAUCCGAACGAAGUAGUCACUCUCCUGUUGACCAACGGAGACUCGGUCUCGAUAACCGAGUUCGGAGAUACCUUCAUCAGCAGUGGCAUUCAUGACUACGCCUAUGUUCCAUCCACCGAUCCGCUAUUAAUUGCCGACUGGCCCACGCUGGGGGAUUUGAUCGCUAGCGGAAAGAGACUGGUCGUAUUCCUGGACUACGGGGCCGACACUAAACAAGUAGAUUAUAUUCAAGAUGAAUUUGCAUAUUAUUUCGAGACAGCCUAUGACGUGACCGAUUCCUCUUUCUCGAGCUGCAGCAUAGACCGGCCCGCUGGUGCUGCCGGUACAGGCCGCAUGGGUAUUGUCAAUCACUUUCUUGAUCUCGACCUUUUUGGCGUCAAGAUCCCCGCUCGUGAAAAGGCCGACACGACCAAUGCUGCGAUGGGACUGGGGAGUAUUGGUGCUCAGGCCGCUCUUUGUGCGGGGCUGUACGGGCGUGCGCCGAAUGUGGUGUUGGCGGACUUUGUAGACAAGGGGGAUGUGAUCACGGCCCAGGAUAACUUGAAUGGGUUCUAG
Messenger RNA from Penicillium paradoxum, 975 nucleotides. RefSeq lists its product as uncharacterized. The transcript is spliced from 2 exons. NCBI's taxonomy places the organism in Eukaryota, Fungi, Ascomycota, Eurotiomycetes, Eurotiales, Aspergillaceae. Bases 1 to 975 code for a protein of 324 amino acids. Gene Ontology annotation, biological process: lipid metabolic process. Gene Ontology annotation, molecular function: phosphoric diester hydrolase activity. The record is from RefSeq and is a predicted model, not a curated record.